AUGGUGUCGCUGAGGGAGCGUGGCCCCUCGCCCGGCGCGGCCGGGGACCUGGCGGCGCUGGCCGAGCUGGACGAGGCGGCGCUGCUGGCCGGGCUGCGGGAGCGCUUCCUGCAGCAGCACAUCUACACCGACGUCGGGGACAUCCUCAUCGCCAUGAACCCCUUCCAGCCGCUGCCGCUCUACGGGAGAGAGGUCUCCGAGCGGUACCGGCCCCUCCAGACCGACGCGCUGCCGCCCCACAUCUUCGCCGUGGCCAGCCGCGCCUACCACGCCAUGCUGGGCCGCGGGGGCGGCAGACCCCGCAACCAGUGCAUCCUCAUCAGUGGAGAGAGUGGUGCUGGGAAAACAGAGAGUACGAAGUUGUUGUUGCAGCACACAAUGUUCCUAUGCAAAGGCAACUCGCAGCUGGAGCAGCAGAUACUUCAGGUGAAUCCGUUACUUGAAGCUUUUGGCAAUGCCCAGACAGUGAUGAAUGACAACAGCAGCCGCUUUGGAAAAUAUAUACAGCUGCGUUUCCAGAAAAAUACUGUGCAAGGUGCAAAGCUGAGUGAGUACCUGUUAGAGAAGUCACGAGUGGUGCAGCAAGAUGCCGGGGAGAGGAAUUUCCACAUCUUCUACUACAUGUUUGCUGGACUGUCUUCAGAGCAGAAGGAGAUGUAUGGGUUAUUGGAUCCUUCACUCUACAGGUACAUAAGUGGACAGUUUGGUACACAGGAAGUAGAUGAACGCUGGAAGCAAAAAUACCAAGAGGUUUGCAAUGCCCUUGACAUGGUGGGCUUCCAAGAACAGGAGCAAGUGGACAUGCAGGCCAUCUUGGCUGGUGUGUUGUCUCUGGGCAAUGUGACCUUUGAGCCUGAGGAGAGCAAAGGGUCUGUAAAAGUCAGUGAAGCCUCCCAGGGAUGGCUCAAGGCUGCAGCGGGUCAGUUUGGAGUCCAGGAAGAUGAGCUGUUAAAAUGCCUGAUUUGUACAACGUCCAUGACCCGGGGCGAGCAGAUCCAGCGUUUUCACACCCAGCAGCAGGCAGAAGAUGCUCGGGACUCCAUUGCAAAGGUGGCCUAUGGCCGAGUGUUUGGCUGGAUUGUUUGCAAGAUCAAUGAGCUGCUGGCUGAGGAUGUGGAUCCUGAGGUGGAACUGAGAGAGAUAGGUCUCUUGGAUAUUUUUGGCUUUGAAAACUUUGCAGUGAAUCGUUUUGAACAGCUUUGCAUAAACUUGGCCAAUGAGCAGCUGCAGCAUUUCUUCAACCAUCAUAUAUUCCAGAUGGAGCAGGCUGCCUAUAAGGAAGAAGGGCUGCCUUGGGAGACCAUCACAUUCAACAAUAAUGAACCUAUUCUGAAUCUGCUCCUGGCCAAGCCACUUGGGCUGCUGUCUCUUCUGGAUGAGCAGAGUGCAUUCCCUCAGGCAACUGAUAAGACAUUUGUGGAUAAACUAAACAGCAGCUUUAAGGGGAAUUUACACUUCCAGCCAGCCCGAGGCCAUGUUUUGGGCUUCAGCAUCAUGCACUAUGCUGGGAAAGUACAAUACGCUGCCAGGGGCUUUCUAGAGAAGAACAGAGACACCUUGCCAGCCAAUAUCCAUGGGCUCUUCAUCAACAGCAUCACCCCCUUGCUCAGAGUGCUGUUCAGAGCCACCAUCUCCAGGACAGGGACCCUGAUGCCUCAUGUGAAAGCCAAGGACAUACCAGGAGCAAAUGACAAGUUCAACAGCACACGGAAACAGUCUGCUGGAGCUCAGUUCCGGCAUUCCCUGACGGUGCUCAUGGAGAGGAUGUAUUCUGCCAACCCACACUUUGUGCGCUGCAUAAAGCCCAACAGCCAGAAGGAGCCAGGUGUGCUGGACAGCCAGGUGGUGCUGCUGCAGGUCCAGAUUUUGCAAUCUUAG
Pseudopodoces humilis (Tibetan ground-tit) is the source of this 1878-nucleotide messenger RNA. NCBI's taxonomy places the organism in Eukaryota, Metazoa, Chordata, Aves, Passeriformes, Paridae. The record is from RefSeq and is a predicted model, not a curated record.